GCUGCGGAAAAAGGGUGCCUCUUUGUGGUCAUAUUGUGCUCCUAUCUGUUUUUAUUCAUUAAUUUGUGUCACUUUCUUUUCUUUUUUCCUCCUUUCUCGUUUUGCAAUUUUGUGGUAGUUUUGCAACAAUCUAGUCUUAUUUUUAUUUACUUGUUUUGGGUCUAUUUGUGUGUGUGUGUGUAUGUAUUUUUACUUUGUCUGUCUGUGGUCAUUCUGCAUCCCUUUUGAUCGUUUUGUUCUUCAUUCAUUGACUUUCUAAAACGAAAUAUUAACAGUCACAUAGGCUUUGUGCCCGUUUAGUAAUCCAUCCAUGGAUGUUGCCCUCUCGUUCCCCGACAACUACGUAUCCCAGAAUGCAAAGCGGUCACGUGUCCACAUACGCCGGAGCAGACAGUGUGUCGCUGUUGUACACAUGGCGGUCGUCAGUGGGUAAUUCCUCGCUUCUUCACCACCUCGGUUAGCUUGUAGAUGUCGUAACGAUGCCGGGGACGUGCUCUGUGCCAGGCUGAGAGCGCUUACAAGAAGGCCCAGUGUCGGGGAGUCGUGUUCCACUCUCUGCCUACGAGAGACCCGGAGCGAUGCAGAUAAAGGGGGAGUAAGCGAUUUUUAUCCAAUACAAAAAACCCAGCGAAUAUUUCCCCACGGUCCGCGAGCUCUCGGUUCGGUGUGUGCGCGGAUCUCUCCACACAGCCCUGCCUCUGUCGACGGAACACAAAGAGAUGGUGCAGACCGCACCGCGCAACACCACACUGUUCCAGCCAAUCAGAAACAGGCGGCCCGCGAGCGUUCGAGCCCCGCACCGGGGCAGGGCGCGGUGGGAGAGCAGCGGUGAAGCUGGCACAUUCGACCGUGCUGGAAGAAGGAGAGAUGGCUGAGAGACGGCCCAAGAGGAUCAGGUCGGAGGACUACAAACUGAAAAAGAAAAUAUAUGAGCAGGCGAGGGGAAGGACGCGCGUCAACAUCGGCGAGGAGGCGUUUCAGCGGUGGAGAGACCUCCGAGAGUUGAAAGCGAUGACCACCGAUGCGGAAGUCGCUCUGUUUCUGCUCGACAGUUGUGAAAAUAGACCAUCAAUAUCAACAACCUGUCCUGGGAAUUGCAUACAAGAGCCUACCUCACUGUCAAGUCUUGGACAAGAACCAGCCUCUGAAAGAGAGAAGCAGCACCAGCAAGAUGAUGUUGAACACCAGAGUGAAACUACACAUUUAGCAGGAGAGGUGGACUGGCUCCAGGACAGUGUUGAGGUCACCAUUGACGAGGAUGAAUACAACACUGUGAAGAACGAAAUAUCUUACUCUGAUAAUGGUGACAUGAAAAACCUCCCAGAAACAACUGAACUUAGAGGAGCAGGAGCAGACGACCUCUGUAAUGAAGACCUCUACUUUCCACUAAUUCCUAAUCAGAGCUCCGCAACAACUGAACUUUUACUUGAAUGUGAAGAGGAGGAACUGGAGCCUUGGCAGCAACAAACUUCACAAGUCCACUUCAAAGAUGAGGAAGACGUUGGAGAGUUGAAGAAGGACCAAAUAGAGUGUCAGCUGAAGCCUUCACCUCUUCAGAGAACAGAAAAUGCAGAGCCUCAACAACCAAGGAUUCAAUAUGUCUUCACAAUAAACAAGCGACACGGAGUUCAUUGGCUCUUUCGGGAAACUGUGUCCUGAAUCAGGAAUUCAUUUGAAAUAGCACCAUGUAAAGCUGGUCACCAGCAACUUUUCCAGAAAGUUGCUACAGCCACAAUAACACCUUAGUGCCAAAUCAGCAACAACACAGUGUCCUUAUCCACUGUUCAGGUUGCUGCAACAUCAUUGCAGCAUCUGCAGUCAGACCAGUCCAGCUCACAGGCGAUCGCUGAAUCUAUUCCUCUACUUUGCUUUACCGUUCUUGAGCUUGAAUCAACUGGCUCAUCAAACAAUCUAUAAAUAUAGACUCUAAGUGUAGCAAGAGAACAGCAACAGUCACACUGGGUAAGUUCAGUAAGUACUCACACAUAAGUGUCUUAUCAAUUGCGCAGAUUGUUAAGGUGCCAGGUAUCUUCUGAAUAUUUAAGUUUGUGUGCAGACCACUGUGAGUGUGUUGGCUCUUCUUAUAAGGCUACAGUGUGAGGAGGCAUGCACACAGCAUCUGUAUCCUCUGUUUCUAAUCUUACAAAUCUGAUAGUUGACUGUCAGUCACCUUCCACUUAAUUUGUAAAGGUUUUAAUGUAAUAUGAAAAAUAAAUUAUGUCAAAACCAA
Molecule: messenger RNA, 2230 nt
Organism: Scophthalmus maximus (turbot)
Lineage: Eukaryota; Metazoa; Chordata; Actinopteri; Pleuronectiformes; Scophthalmidae
Exons: 9
Coding region: 868-1659 (263 amino acids)
Source: RefSeq, a predicted model, not a curated record